Molecule: messenger RNA, 177 nt
Organism: Penicillium antarcticum
Lineage: Eukaryota; Fungi; Ascomycota; Eurotiomycetes; Eurotiales; Aspergillaceae
Exons: 2
Coding region: 1-177 (58 amino acids)
Source: RefSeq, a predicted model, not a curated record
AUGACGGCUGUCACAGACGAAAUAUUUGCUUCCUGGUUUGCAGUCCUGCAGGGCUUAUUCAACGACAUGUAUGCACGAGAAGCCGCGAGGAAUCUCGCUUCAAUCUCCUCAUCAAUAGAACCUGAAGCAGGUCUUGGUCGUCUUUGGGGUCUGAUCUCUAACUCUCUAAGCUCCUAA